Messenger RNA from Rotaria sordida, 1554 nucleotides. NCBI's taxonomy places the organism in Eukaryota, Metazoa, Rotifera, Eurotatoria, Philodinida, Philodinidae. The record is from the annotation of a GenBank genome assembly.
AUGAAUAACUUACUGGCAUAUAAUAAUAAUAAUAAUAAUACGAAUGAUGGUCCUGCAUCACGACGUUAUUCAGGUUAUCCACUUAACUCAACAUUAGUUAGUUCUUAUACUCCAGAUACAAUUCGGAGUAUUAUUAGUCAUGCUGCAGCUGGUCAACCUUAUGCAACGGCCGUUUGGAUUCGUAUUAAUCGAGUUGGUAUUCAAGUAAAUGCACAAGAUCCUAGCGUAGCUCGAUCACGUGUGCCAGUCUUUAUUCCAAUUGGACUUGUACAUGAUAUUUUCAUGUUACCAAAUAUAAAUAAUAUUAUUUGUAUUGUUUAUGAUGAACUUCAAACAAGUAUGAAAGGUGUUUUAUUGUAUGUUGUUCAUCCAUCUGAUGCACAAUUAUUACGUGACGAUUUUCGUAUUGUUAAACAAGCAAGUAAUAGUCAACAAAUGCCAGCAGCACCAUAUUCAAGUCCAUUUGAAAGCCGUUUUACACAAGCAGCUGAUAUGUAUCCAUCAGGAAAUAAUCUAACUGUUCGACAACCAUCACCAAGACGUACUGUACAUGUUCGAGAAAAUGAAAUAAAUAUCAAUCAAACUGCAACACCAACAAUACCUGAACAUAGUUUUACACCAGUGAGAAGUAGUUUUCAUAGUGGACGAGAAGAUUGGCAACAACAACAUAAAAGUCCAAGAAGAAGUCAAAAAUCAUAUUCACCAUCUAAACGUUCAAACGAGGGUACACUGAGACGACACAGGAAACAUAGAUCACGUUCACCUGGAACACCUGCUAGACGAAGAUUACCUAUUAGUAAUAGUAGUCAUGAUCUUUCAUCAGAAACGCUACAACAACAGCAACAAUGGCUUAUGCAACAACAACAACAACAAUGGUUUCUACAACAACAACAACAAACGACAAAUUGGCAAGCUGCUCAACAAGCACCACCAGUUCCGAUUGGUAUUUAUAAUCGUUAUGUUCCAAAAACUAUUCCAUUACCAACAGGUGAAGUGCUUAAGACAACUCUACCAUCAUCAGGUCCGAAUGGUGAAGUGAUGAAUGGUGCAGCUAUGGCUUAUAUUGAACCACAAAAUCCUGUCAAUAUUGCUCAAAAUAUACCAUCUCCUUUAUCUUCAAACUCUUAUCUUCAACAACAACAAAACCGUUCAGCAACUACUGUAGCAUCACCUGCCUAUAUACAAACCACACAUCAUCGUCAUCAUAGUCGCCAUCAUCGAAAUCAUGCUAAUGAUAGUACAGAGCAAAUAUUAAAACCUGAUUUAGGUACAUCUGGUCAUGUAAGACAUACUUCUCGAUCACGUCCAAAAUAUUCUCCAUUAAAAGAUGAUAAUAGAAUAGUUGAUACUGAUGAUGAAACAAAACAAUAUUUAAAAAUGUUAGUUGAUGAAAUGCAAGCAAUGAAGCUUGAAAUGAGUAAAUUACGACUAACAACUUCGGAUUCACCAAGAGGACGUACAGAUUCAUUACAAACUGACUUAAAAGAAAUUCGUUCACAUAUUGAUCGUCUUCGUGCACGAAUGGUUUUAACGCCAAACAUUCGUGAAGACUAA